AUGAACAUUAUCAGGAAAGUUAAUGUAGAUGUGUCCCUGGUGGAUUUGUUCCUACACUUUCCUAAAUUCUCCAAGUUUUUUAAGGAUCUUAUUGCGAAAAAGGAGAAGAUACAAGACGAUGGUGUGGUGAUAUUGAGUGCAUUUUGCUCACAAUUUGUGAAGGGAAAGAUGCCGGCAAAGAGAAGAGACCCUGGAAGCUGUGUGAUCCCAUGUGAGAUGGGAGAUAAGAAGUUCCCAAAGUGCCUACUUGAUCAAGGCUCGGGAAUAUCAUUGAUGGCUCUGAAAACCGCACGGUCAAUCGGUCUAGAAGCGAGGAUUGAACCAAUCGACAUUGACCUACAAUUGGCGGAUCAUUCAAUUGUGAAACCAAAAGGUAUCAUCGAGGAUGUCUUGGUGAAGGUUGAUAGAUUUGUACUCCCGGUUGACUUCAUUGUCCUAGAGAUGGAAGAGGACAAGGAUAUGCCUAUCCUAUUUGGUAGGCCAUUUUUAGCAACCGGUGAUGUUGUGAUAGAGACCAAGACAAAUACGGUCAUGUUUCGAGUAGAUGGAGAGAAUGUGGUGAUCAAGCAAGAGAAGGCGGGGAAGCGCCUAUUGGAGCCUGGAUAG
This is a messenger RNA of Salvia splendens (bonfire salvia), 606 nucleotides long. RefSeq lists its product as uncharacterized. Lineage: Eukaryota; Viridiplantae; Streptophyta; Magnoliopsida; Lamiales; Lamiaceae. The coding region runs from base 1 to 606 and encodes 201 amino acids. The record is from RefSeq and is a predicted model, not a curated record. The transcript has a single exon.